Messenger RNA from Anolis sagrei ordinatus, 2522 nucleotides. RefSeq names its product protein FosB. The record is from RefSeq and is a predicted model, not a curated record. Lineage: Eukaryota; Metazoa; Chordata; Lepidosauria; Squamata; Anolidae. Gene Ontology annotation, biological process: regulation of transcription by RNA polymerase II. Gene Ontology annotation, molecular function: RNA polymerase II cis-regulatory region sequence-specific DNA binding; DNA-binding transcription factor activity, RNA polymerase II-specific. Gene Ontology annotation, cellular component: nucleus.
AGAGAGAGAGAGACACCGAGGAGAAGACUUCGCCGCGGAUGGCUUGAGUAGGGAGAAGGCUUUUGGGGGAUCUCGGAAGGGAAAGGGCUUCAUUCCGCGCGGGGAUCUCUUUCGGACUCGCGUGGACUCGUGGGAACUUGGGAAGCGGCGUCCGGGACUCGCAGGGGGUCUCCCACGCCCCCCGGGGAGAUGUUCCAGGGCUUCCCCGGCAGCAGCGGCGGAGACUACGACUCGGCGGCCUCCCGGUGCAGCUCCAGCCCCUCCUUGGCCGAGUCCCACUGCCUCUCCUCCUCCGUGGAUUCCUUCGGGAGCCCCGCCGGCCCCGGCCACGCCUCCGCACAGGAGUGCAGCGGCCUUGGGGAAAUGCCUGGAUCCUUUGUGCCGACAGUGACUGCCAUAUCGACUAGCCAAGACCUCCAGUGGCUGGUGCAGCCCACCUUGAUCUCCUCCAUGGCUCAGUCGCAGCAGCCGCCCCAGCCCCAGCCCACGGUGGACCCCUACGACUUGCCCGGGACCAGCUACGCCACUCCCGGGAUGAGCGGCUACGUCUCGGGCCCCUCUGUGGCCCCUGCGCCACCGCCACCGCCGCGCCCCACCAGAGCCCGCCCCCGAAGGCCGCGGGAGGAAACGCUGACUCCCGAAGAAGAAGAAAAACGGCGUGUCCGUCGAGAGAGGAACAAGUUGGCUGCCGCCAAAUGCCGGAAUCGGCGCCGAGAGCUGACGGACCGCCUUCAAGCGGAGACGGACCAACUGGAGGAAGAGAAAGCGGAGCUGGAGUCGGAGAUCGCCGAACUGCAGAAGGAGCGGGAGCGCUUGGAGUUUGUCCUGGUGGCUCACAAGCCCAGCUGCAAGAUCCCUUACGAGGAGCUGGGUCCAGACUUGGGGGCCUCUUCCUCCGCCGGCGAGGUGGGCGCCUUGGGCCUGCCGGUCAAAGAGGACCCCUUUGCGCCCACGGCCUAUGCCCCGCUGCCCGUCCAUUACCAGCCGCAGCAGCCGCAGCAGCAGAGCCUUGGCGGACUCCCGGCGGAGGUAGCGUUUUCUAGUUCUUACUUUACACAUGGUGAAGCGCUGACCGACCCGUACCCCGUUAACCCUUCCUAUACGUCUUCGUUUGUGUUCACCUACCCAGAGGGAGCCAGCUGUGGAGCAAGCCACCAGCGGAACAGCAGCAGCGACCACUCCUCCGAUUCCCUGAACUCUCCCUCGCUCCUUGCUUUGUGAAAACUCAAAACAAACAAACAAACAAGGCCCAAACUCAAACAGACCAAACCAAACCAACCCCCAUAAGGCAUUCGCUAAAAACCACAUGCGCUAUUCUUCAAUGUGAGCCAAAGGCGGGCCAAGGGAUGGAAAAUUUAAAAAGGCGCAUGCGACGGCCGUCUUAGCCGAACCGGGAGCAUCCAAUGUACAAAACAUCCCACCUGGGCAUUCAUGUGCAGGGGGAAAUACAAAACCGCCCAGCCUGCGAAACCACCAUCAUUUCAGCCACGCAACCGUGUUGUUGUUGUUGUUGUUGCGCUUCGACUUCUUGCUGUCGUGAAACUUUGCUCGAAACGGACAAUGCAAUGCGCCCAAACGCACGGAUGGAGAACCUUUUGCCAAAGGAGAUAUGUUCUGUGUUUAGUGUUUCCACGCGACGCUUCAGAUCGAGGAGAACGAGCGGGUUUUGGGGAUUUCUGAGCUGCGAGAAGACGACCGGAGGAGUUCCGAGCCUGGCUUUUGCUUCGGAAACAGUUGGGCCUUCGCCUUGGAUGGGGCCUGAUUUUCUCUCCAGUGAGCCGGACUAUGACGUCUCUUGUUUGCUUGCUGUUUGUACGAAGCCGAGCAAAAGGCCGUCCCCGAUCCGUUGGGAAAACGAGGAUGAAUGGGGGUCCCCCCAUUGGUGUCUGGCACCUUUUUUGCUGCAAAAAGCUGUGUUCUCGCUAACUCUGUAUUGGCUGCUAAUUGUGAAUAUUUGUGCCAGUUGCAUGCUUCGAAAACGGCCACCUUGAUGCUAUUUCUCAGCCAGUUUGAGCAUAAACUCCACCUGGUGUGUCUCCUUGAGCCAAGUUAGUCUGUGCCAUAGUCAAGGAGGAAUGUGAGAGAGUGGGACUCUGGGGAGUUGAGUUCGAAUCCCCGUUCAGUCUUGAAACCCCCUUGGGUGAGUCACACUCUCUCAGCCUCACAAAGGCAAGCCUCUUCUGUGCAAAGAAAACCCCUCGACAUACAUUGGGAACACAACGGCGAAGUAGAAAUGGAAUGGUCCGUUGUGGCAAAAUGAAUAUUUUGGGUUGCCAUAGGUCAAUAAUAAUGACACUGGCCGUCCCUUUGGUGACCUCUGUCCACUUGCCCAAGACCAAAAAAAAAUACAUAAUUCUCCAAAUGCACAAAAUGAUUUUAUUUUAAUAUACAUAGAUCCCUUAUUUUAAUAUAUAUAGAUAUAUAUCUUAUAGGUCUUGACAGUAUGACUUUGUGCUAACUUUGCUUUUGAGUAAAUACUGCAGAUGUCAAUGGGUUGCACUUCUUGGAUCUUUAUUAUUAUU